Molecule: messenger RNA, 2418 nt
Organism: Tribolium madens (black flour beetle)
Lineage: Eukaryota; Metazoa; Arthropoda; Insecta; Coleoptera; Tenebrionidae
Product: mucin-3B-like
Exons: 3
Coding region: 616-2358 (580 amino acids)
Source: RefSeq, a predicted model, not a curated record
CCUGGUAUCUUACUUGAAAUUUUUCUCUGGGGUGCUAGUGCACUAUGUAUAAUAAAAAUAGUAAAAUAAGAAGUGCAAAAACAUUUUUUUUCUUCUGAAAAUAGACAUGAAACAUAAAUAAAACUUCGUAGAAUUAUAUUGUAACAAUGUAUGCAUGAAACGCUUCAAAAAACACACUGAUUACGAGAGGCUUUGACCAGAUACAACCAACAUCAGAAUAGACUACAAUUUUUUUUUACAAGAUUGGGUAUUUUAUGGAUUUCGUAAUACCAGCAAAACUAGUUCAAUGCAUAAAAUACUUCACUGCUUGUAAACAAACAAUUAACUUUACAUCAGUUGUGAAGUAUAUGUUUCUAGAAAACGGUUAUACCAACUUUAACGACCUUGUCUUUCCCAUAUAAUUAUCUGUAUUUGGUUUAAAUCAAAGACGUACAACACAUCAUAAGGUAUUGAACUCCCAAAUUACAUCAACUGGUACUACCUCUACACCUGUGCACUGACCAAUAACAACAAGCUAGUUUCACUUCAGUAGUGUGUGUAGGACCGUGAGUCUGUGAUCUCUACCUUGCAUACUGGACAAGUACCUUAAUUAAGUAAUAAGUCUGAAACCGAAACAUGUACAGUGUAAAAAUUAGUUUAGUGUUGUUGCUUUUGGUGGCAUUCAUCGACUUUCACCAAUGUGGUCGCUACGGUGGCUCUUAUAAUGACGAGAUUCAGUCAACUGUAGGUCCUGAUAAUUGGGGGUCAGGGCUGCAAGCUUUAGCUUACCAGUCAAGAACCACAAGGAGAAGUCGGACUACACCUCGGAGAACAAACCCUCCAACUACUCUACGAAGGUCGUACCCUCCAACUACUCCACGUAGGACGCAUCCUCCAACUACUCCACGUAGUAGUUACCCUCCAACAACAACACGAAGAAGUAGAACAACCCAACGAUGGGUGGAGGUGACAACCAGAAGAUCUAGACCCACCACAACUACCAAACGAACCACCCCUCCACCUAGACCAACCACUACUACGCCUAGACGCAUUCAACAAACAACAAGACCUUGGAUAAGUGUUACAACAACCACUCGACGGACACAUACAACUCCAACUCCAACUCCUUGGUGGAAAACAAAAACUACCACACGAUGGACCCCACCAACAAGACCUUGGGUAAGUGUCACAACAACACGAAGACCGAAAACAACGACUAGACCACAUUACAAGAAAGAAACGUUUUGGGCUGAUUUACCACCUCCUCCUGGGUCAAAAGUGAAAUAUGGGAAAACUAAAAUUAAAAUCGUCAACAAAUAUAACUACCACUAUCCCGGAUAUUACUCCAUUCCAGUCCAACACCCACAACAUCAUGGGUACUACCAAACUUACUCAACUUACCACUAUAGUACUUCUGAUACCGGAAGUGGUAUUCUUGGAUUUUACUUAGGGUAUAAAUUGGGCAAAUUAUCAACGCCCACAUACUCCCAUGAGUCAUUUUAUGAUGGGUACCGCCCUCGGUACGACCAUUACACAAUCCAUCAUUACUACCACAAUGCUGAUGUAAUCCCCAAGAGACAAGAAAUUGUUUCAAAUACAAUUAUUAGGUGUGUUGGUGAUAGUACCAGUGUAUGUCCAACAAACACAACGUCGCUUUGUACCAGCGAUGGUAGAUUAAUGUGUGUGGUGGCAGCUACAGCUUUGGUCACUUGUAAAGAUGCAAACAACCAAUUGGUUAAUUGUACAAGUAGUACCAUGUCUUGUGUCAACAAUACAGCACCAGAAUGUGCUGGUAUUAACAAGACUAGCGUCGUGGUAAACAUACCAUGUUUGUCGACUGCGGAUAUCUAUGGCGAUAUCAAGUUUGUUAACAAUACUAUUGUCAAACAUGAGGUACCACCAAAUAUUACCUCGGGAGAGGUAAAAUAUGUUAGCAAAAUGAGUGUCAAUGCUGACGAAAUAAAUCUUGUUAACAAUAAUGAGAGUCUGAGUACAGGUAAUAGUACCACAGGAAACCUACACUUCAAUGGUACUGAGGGAAUUUCAGGAGGGAUGAAAUAUGUUAACAAUAAUGAGACUCUGGCUAAACUUAAUGGUACCACCGGAAACUUCAAAGACACUGAGGGAAUUUCAGGAGAAAUGAAGUAUGUGAACAACAAUGAGACUCUAGUUAACAGUACUACAACUCCAUUCACAAGUCCAACUACCACACCUUCGGAGUAUUGGAAAUGGAAGCGUUCAGUACCUCAAGCAUCUCAACAGUUUUGUGUCACAAUUGUGGCAUCACCUGCGAAAAGAAAGCCAACACAAGGGGAAGAAUUUUUGGAAGAAGCCAACAGUAUACUGAAAAAAUUCAUUGAAACUGCCUGGGAUCUCUAAAUAGUGUAAAACUUUCUUUAAUAAAAAUUACCCUGGAUUAAGACCAGCUGCUUUACGCUA